GCCUCAGGUCUGGGUCUGGCCGGUAUGAGUGACAUGUUCAUGGCCUGCGUCUGCAUCUUUACCCCAAUGCUGUUGGUAGGGUUUUUUUGACUACUUCAAAUAGUGCACGGAGGAGCGAGUCUGAUUAAGCGCCCAAAUGCUCUGACGGACCGUAUGCAAGGAGUCGUGCGGAUGCUCAAACCCCCGUGUAUUAUAUGCUAUUUAUUGUGGGCUUGGACUCUGGCGCCCACACAUUUGCGGUGCCAUGCAGGCGUCAGCUCAAUUCAGCCAAUACUAGUACUAUAUCUAAUAUUGAGCAAAAGUAGGCCCAAUUCGUACCUAAUUACUGCUGCAUGCAUACAGUCUCAAUCACCGUCUACAGAGGAAAAGAAGGAAGAAAAAAAUGGCUCACCUUUUCCAAUAUCCGAUCAUCUCUAGCAAAUGGAUCCAGCACACCACAAUUAAACACAGGUAGCAAGAAAAGCGAGGAAACCCAAAGAGUCAAGUACGUCCCCUGUU
Molecule: messenger RNA, 498 nt
Organism: Trichoderma asperellum CBS 433.97
Lineage: Eukaryota; Fungi; Ascomycota; Sordariomycetes; Hypocreales; Hypocreaceae
Source: RefSeq, a predicted model, not a curated record